CUCGCCUUAAGUCACGUGACUCGCAGCUGAGCCAAACAUAAACAAAGUGACUGACAAAAAAAAAAAAAACGUCAAAGUGAAUAAAAAAAUAAAAACAAAACAAAUAACAGUGUAGAAAAAAUAAAACUACUAAAUAUACAAAAUUUCUAAUGACGAGCAACGGAUUUAUAGCCGUCCACGUCGGUGCGGGCCACCAUUCGGAUUCCUUAAAAAAAAAGUACCAGAAAUUGUGCCGUGACGCUUGCAAAACCGGAAUAGAGAACCUGAAGCUUGGUGGACGGUCCCUGGACGCCGUCGUCGAGGCGACGACUGUCCUAGAGGACUCCUCGCUGACAAAUGCCGGGUUCGGAUCAAACUUAACCCUGAAGGGGGACGUGGAGUGCGACGCGAGUGUGAUGGACGGGAACAAGCUCUCCUUCGGAGCCGUGGGAGCGGUCAGCGGGAUCAAGAACCCGGUUUCCCUGGCGAAGCGGCUCUGCGAGCACCAGAGCAGUAAAAUUAGCUAUGGAAGAGUUCCUCCUAGUGUUCUUGUUGGUCCUGGGGCUCAAGUCUGGGCCUCGGAGAUGGGAAUUGCGACGCUUCCUGCUGAAGAGCUGAUUUCUUCAAAGGCCAGGAAGAUUUAUCAUCAUUACAAGCGGAAACUUGAUGACCAGGUCUCAGAGGUUUCAGCAUCAAAAAUUUCCAAGCGUCGAAUGGACACCGUAGGAGCAGUAUGUGUCGACGCUUACGGAAACGUCGCAGCAGCUUGUUCCAGCGGAGGGAUAAUCCUGAAGUAUCCUGGGCGGGUAGGCCAGGCAGGAAUUUGGGGCUGUGGAGUCUGGGCCCAUAACGGAGCCUGUUCGGUGGCCUCCAGCACCAGCGGGUGCGGAGAGCACUUAAUAAGAACGACUUUAGCCAGGACGAUUGCGGAAGCCGUCACCGGGUCGACGGACCACGUCCCCAGGUUACACGAGACCAUGAAGAGCGAGUUCCUGGAGUCUGAAUUUCUCGACGGGCUGGACUCUAAGCUAGGGGGAGGACUAGCUCUCAGGUACUCCGCUGGAGAGGCUACUGGUGACCUUUUUUGGACACACUCUACCAACUCGAUGAUUCUUGGGUACAUGGGCUCUGGUGAUUCUGUUGCUAAGAGCUACGUCAGCAACCUGGACGAUGAACUUGUUGGUAAGAAGGUUGUUGUCGAGGGUAUCUGCUUUAGGUUGCCUUUAUUGAAUGAAGAGAAGGAGGGCGAUAAUAAGGGCAGGCUGCUCUUGGUCAAAUUGGGCAGCAAUUUUAGUAGUGGAGAGGCUGUUGAUGAAUCCAAGGAGAAACUGUCCAGGUAGAGAA
Molecule: messenger RNA, 1323 nt
Organism: Cotesia glomerata
Lineage: Eukaryota; Metazoa; Arthropoda; Insecta; Hymenoptera; Braconidae
Gene: Tasp1
Product: threonine aspartase 1-like
Exons: 3
Coding region: 150-1319 (389 amino acids)
Biological process (GO): protein maturation
Molecular function (GO): threonine-type endopeptidase activity
Source: RefSeq, a predicted model, not a curated record